AUUAUUCUUAUACCUUUCUAUCAACAAGAACGGAGGUUUCCAGUUUUGUUUAAUUGAAUACAUUAUUUUCGAUUUAACUAUGUCUAGAAUUAUAAUUUUGCUGUCGGUUGUUUUGUUUAGUGUUUAUCAAACCGAACAAUCACAUUUUCUGUCGGACGAUUACAUUGAUCAGAUAAAUGCUGAAGCUACAACAUGGAAGGCUGGCAGAAAUUUCCCUUCGGACAUUUCCGUUGAGCAAAUUAAGAGUAUGCUGGGAGCGAGAGACGUAGGACUGACGGUUAACGGUCCGGUUAAAUCCGAAGAUAAGAAUUAUGCCAAUUACCAUUACAUUCCUAGAACGUUCGACGCGAGGAAAAAGUGGAGACACUGUAAAACGAUCGGUCACAUCCGUGAUCAAGGAAAAUGCGGCAGCUGUUGGGCGUUGGCCACUACCAGCGCGUUUUCCGACCGAAUGUGCGUAGCCACUGACGCCAAAUUCAACGAAAUGCUGUCGGCCGAAGAACUGGCUUUCUGUUGUCGGUUGUGUGGAUUUGGAUGUAACGGCGGGUACCCCAUACAGGCCUGGAAAUAUUUUAGUCGUCAUGGCAUUGUCACUGGAGGAGACUACGGCACGGACGAGGGAUGCCAACCGUACAGAGUGCCACCGUGCGAGGAAGACGAUGAAGGACAAAACACGUGCAAGGACCAACCGGCCGAAAAAAACCACAGAUGCACCAAAGAGUGUUACGGAGACAGCAACAUCGAUUACAAGAAUGACCACGUCUACACCAGAGACGCGUACUACCUGACACCCAACACCAUUCAAAAAGACAUAUUAACGUACGGUCCGGUCGCAGCAGCCUUUGACGUCUACGACGAUUUCAUUCAUUACAAAGAGGGCGUCUACGUGAAGACGGAGAACGCUACAUACUUGGGAGGACAUGCCGUCAAAAUGAUUGGAUGGGGAUACUAUCUAGGAACCCCCUACUGGCUUAUGGUUAACUCGUGGAACACCCAAUGGGGUGAUAAUGGAACGUUCAAGAUCCUUAGAGGAAGCAAUGAAUGUGGAAUCGACAAUUCAACAACAGCAGGUGUACCAAGAUACUAAAAAAAUACAUACUUUCAUGAAUUUGUUUUGUGCUUAAUACAAAAUUACAUUAUUAUUGCAAAACUA
Molecule: messenger RNA, 1153 nt
Organism: Adelges cooleyi (spruce gall adelgid)
Lineage: Eukaryota; Metazoa; Arthropoda; Insecta; Hemiptera; Adelgidae
Product: cathepsin B-like
Exons: 6
Coding region: 80-1087 (335 amino acids)
Biological process (GO): regulation of catalytic activity
Cellular component (GO): lysosome
Molecular function (GO): cysteine-type endopeptidase activity
Source: RefSeq, a predicted model, not a curated record